CCUCCGCCGCUCGGCCCGCCCCGGAGCAGGGGCAGGGUGCCGGGGGUGGCGUGGCGCUUGGCGCUCUGAUUCAUUCAUUCUCCGCCGACUGGAGCCUCAGACCUGCGGUGCUCCGAAGAGAGGAGGGAAGAGGGGGCAGCCGCGAAUGAAGGGUCGGGCGCGAGCCGGGCUCCAUUGUGCUCGGCGGCGGGGGGCGGGCAGGGGCUGAGGGAGGUGGGAUCGGGCCCCCUCCCUCUGCUCUCCAGUGUGCGCUGCGCCCCCAGCCUGCUGCCAGCCUGGAAAUGGCUCCGUUUAUUCUCGGGAGAAUGAAUCGAUCCUGCCCAGCCUUCUCUUCCUCCUCUCCACCUCCUCUCUGCUCCGAGUCUUAGGAGGGGAGAAAUUUAAGACAGAUUCCAAUGUGGAGUGCCGUGCACGUCGCGAGCUGCCGGGUUUGCACUUGGAGGAGAUUUUUCUACAUAGCUUUUUUCUAAUGUGAGCGCAGGGAAGCAGUGGCAUUACUGCUUUUAGGAUUUUUAUUUUCUCGUAGGGAUCUCUCAAGUGCACGUCGCAUUGGGUUGCACGCUCCACCCCCAGGGACCUGGUGUGGUCGAGAAAUUUGAACCUGCAGCCUUACCACCGAAAAGACCGAGUUACCUGGCUCUCUGUGAGUGUGGAGGAGGGCAUGAGCGAAAUGACCACGGAACUCUUUUUGUAGGAUUCGGGGAAGCUGAAUUCUGCGUUUUCCGACACAUAGACUCAUUUUGUGGAAGAGGGUUGACCGCUGUCUCCUCCGCGCAGCAUUUUAACUCUAAUAAGCAAAUGCCACCUUUGUUUGAACGUUUUUGGUAUUUACGAGAGAGAAAUCAUUUUACCUAAGGGAACUAAUUGAAUUGCCACAUACCUCCAGAAAAGGACCUCGGGGGGUGGAAAAGCAACUGCGAAACAGCAGACGGAGAAAUUCCUUUGGAAGUUAUUCCGUAGCAGAAGAGCAGAAACUUCAGAGCAAGUUUUCAUUGGGCAAAAUGGGCUUCUGUUUGCUUCCAUGUUGGGAUUGGCAAUAUUCAUCUGAGGUUCUCUUUAUCCCCCUGAAAAAAGUUGAAGGAGGAGGAGGAGGAAUUUUCUUUUCCAAAUGUGGUGGUGAUGGGAUGGGUAGGCCAUCUACUUUCAACUAACAGGGAACAACCCAUCUUCAGCACCCGUGCUCAUGUCUUCCAGAUUGACCCAAACACAAAGAAGAACUGGGUACCCACCAGCAAGCACGCAGUUACUGUGUCUUAUUUCUAUGACAGCACAAGAAAUGUGUAUAGGAUAAUCAGUUUAGAUGGCUCAAAGGCAAUAAUCAAUAGCACCAUCACCCCAAACAUGACAUUUACUAAAACAUCUCAGAAGUUUGGCCAGUGGGCCGAUAGCCGGGCAAAUACUGUUUAUGGACUGGGAUUCUCCUCUGAGCAUCAUCUUUCAAAAGAAUCAGCAGGCGGGGAUCUUCAGUCUCCUUUAACACCAGAAAGCAUCAAUGGGACAGAUGAUGAAAGAACACCUGAUGUGACACAGAACUCAGAGCCAAGGGCUGAACCAACUCAGAAUGCAUUGCCAUUUUCACAUAGUUCAGCAAUCAGCAAACACUGGGAGGCCGAACUGGCUACCCUCAAAGGAAAUAAUGCCAAACUUACUGCAGCCCUGUUGGAGUCGACUGCCAAUGUGAAACAAUGGAAGCAGCAACUCGCUGCGUAUCAAGAGGAAGCAGAGCGUCUGCACAAGCGGGUGACUGAGCUUGAAUGUGUUAGUAGCCAAGCAAAUGCAGUGCAUACCCAUAAGACAGAAUUAAAUCAGACAAUACAAGAACUGGAAGAGACACUCAAAGUGAAAGAAGAGGAAAUAGAAAGAUUAAAACAAGAAAUAGAUAAUGCCAGAGAACUACAAGAACAGAGGGACUCUUUGACUCAGAAACUACAGGAAGUAGAAAUUCGGAACAAGGACCUGGAGGGACAGCUGUCUGAUUUAGAGCAACGUCUGGAGAAAAGUCAGAACGAACAAGAAGCUUUUCGCAAUAACCUGAAGACACUCUUAGAAAUUCUUGACGGAAAAAUAUUUGAACUAACAGAAUUACGAGAUAACUUAGCCAAGCUACUAGAAUGCAGCUAAGGAAAGUGAAAUUUCAGUGCCAAUUGAUUAAAAAAUACACUGUCUCUCUUCAUAGGACUGUUUGGGCUCUGCAUCAAGAUUGCACAAAAAAGUUUAAAUAUCACUCCUCCAGGAGGAGGAUCUUUUGAAAAUUGGAAUUGUAUAUUUCAGUGUAAAUUUUAGAAUUCAGCUUGUAGCUAGUUUGGGGAAAAAAAGAGAUGAAACACUUGAACUACAAAUUACCUCCAUGUAUAUUAUUGGCCAUAGUUAACUAGAAAAUUAUAAAUAGACACUUAAUGCAAUCUUUUUUUUCUGAUAUUCGCCAAUGGGAGAAUUAACGAUGUCUGGGUCACAUCCCCUUUUUGUGUUCAACACAGUGAAGGCUAUCUGCUUUUUAAAUUAAUUUAUUUAUGAUAUCUAAAGCUGUGUUUUGUGCAAAAACUUAGUGAUGAAAGCCCUGUCUUUUGUUGUAAUCUAAAUAAUUUCUCAGGAUAUUUUUGCACUGCUGAGAAGCAGUGCCAUUACCAAUUAAUUCUUGCCAGGAGUGAGAGAGAGCUGCAUCUGUAAUUGGAACAUACUAUAACUGGGUGUAUAGAGUUCUUCCCUUUUUUUUAUAUCGGAAGAUUUCACUCUGGUGACCACUCUGGUACACUCUGGUGUUCUCGAAUCUUGUCCGCUGUAUAGUUUAUUUUUCCAUAUUGACUCCAUGUAUUUAUGAGAAGAUAUUGUCUCCCAUUUUAUUACGCAUUUUAAAGCCAACUAACAAAGGCAGCUGAGUCCCUCAGAAAUUUUUCUUUUUAAAUUUCUAAUAAAUUUGACACACAGUACUGAAAUACAGCAGCCCGUCACUGACGGUCUGGUCUAGCAAUGUUAAGUAUAUUUACAGAAUAUGCAGUUACAUUUAUUUAUAUAUUUUGCAAAAAAAAUCUUUUCUGAAUGAUCAAUGCAUUUCAAUUUACAAAUAAUUAUGGUUAUUGGGGAACUGUUUAUUAUAGAUCACUUUAAAGUGUAUAGCUAUUUUAAAGGGGGUCCAUUUCCAUCCAACAGCCGAUCAGAGGACUUACUGGAAUUGGAGCCGUGCACUCUGUCUGGGCCUUCACAUCAACCACAUCUCUAGUCAAACCUCACAAGGCAAUAUUCUGAACUGUUAAAUAGGCAUUUCAAAACAGGAAUUCAAUUCAAUAGGCUCUUCUCGGUGAACAGGUUUUAAUGUUGUUUUGAUGUAAUUUUAAAAGACUUUUAGCAAAGAUGCAUUUCUUUAUAUAUUUCUUUUAAGAAGCUAUUUUAAAAGUAAGCCAAGUGCUGUCUAGUCUGCUUAUGGAGUAAGAAUUGCUUUAGAGUCCGUAUAUUCUUGCUGUACAAUGCCCGUGAUGAUGAGGAGGGUUCUUUUUUAAAGUGUUUGCUUGAGUAUCUGACUCCAUGGAGUCUAUAAAACGCACUGAUUUUUGUUAGUACCCCCAAAAGAUUGAAUUGUUAAGUACAAAAUUAAGCUAAUUAAUCAGUUUGUAACCAUUUUUUUCACUCACAAACAGCUACUCAACAUAGACAGUUUUGUUUUAUAUAUGUAUGUGUAUGUACGUACGUGCAUACAUAUUAAUUUAUACUAGAGUGAAAAAUAAAUGGGUUGUUUCUAAAGUUAGUUUCUAAAGUGAGUUUUCAGGUGUCUCUGAAAAGUUUAUAUCAUACACUUAAUCAUCAUGUAUUAUAUGUGCGAUAACAUCAUGUAAGUUACCUCCAUCUAUUUUAGAAUAUUUUCCUCACCUAUGUAUUUAUAGGGAGGAUAAUUUAGGUACACAAGCUCAGAGCUGAGAUAUUUCUCUGAUAAAUCAGGUAAUAAAAUUUAUUUGAUUGAUAGAAUUUUGAAGUAGAUGUGAUUUUAUCCAUCAGUUUCUGAGUAACAAACAGCACCCGAUUUUGUUUUAAAUAGGGGAUUUAACUCUAGGGAUCAGGGAAUGUAGUUAUGAAGAGUUAAAAAUAAAAAUAAAAAAAUUUUAAAAAAGUAUAAGCUGAUGAAAUGGUAAGUGAAUUAUUUUAAUGAUGUAAUAAGAUAUUUUUAAAUUUUGACAUAGUUGUUAUUUCAUGGGAAAAUAACUCAUCAGAAUGUCUCCUCUUGAAUUGUAUUGAUAUGUGAGACAUGUGUAAUUCAAUAUAUACAUAUACCCAUAUGUAUAUACAGAAAAAUAUUUUUAAUAUUUUCCUACUGAUAUGAAAUUUAAAAUUGGAAAUUUUGUGAGUUUUUUCCUUGUCCAGUAGAGCCUAAUUUGUUCUUUUUUUUAGUGAUUUAACAAUUUCUUGAGGGCUGCACCUUUAAAUUCCCAGAUUGUCAUUAGACGUGUAUAGUAUUUGGGAUAAGGUGAACACAAGUGCACAUAUAAAUAAAAUCUUAUUAAGAUUAUUUUAAACAUUAAUUUACAGUAGGAGAGUAUCUAGAGUCAUCAUCUACUAGUCAUAAUUAGGUUGUGUGCCUACUGUAGUUUUCUCCAUUUCUGUAUUAUAUAAAUAAAAAUUUGCAUAUUAAAAUUUGAUUUUCCCAGAGACAAGUAUUAUAUAAUGUAUCUAUAUUUAGGUCAAACUGUGGUAAUAUAUUUAUCAGAAAAUGAUGUUGGGGAUUGUAGCCUGAACAUGUGGACUUGAAGUGACACAGAAAAGGAGAGCAGAGAUUGAUCCCAUUGUGUGUAAGUUAUUAUAUGACAACUAUGAAUUCUUGUACAAAAAAACAACUGAAAAAAAAAAAGAAAAACAAAAAUACAGUUUUUAUUUUGAAAUACA
Molecule: messenger RNA, 4869 nt
Organism: Hipposideros armiger (great roundleaf bat)
Lineage: Eukaryota; Metazoa; Chordata; Mammalia; Chiroptera; Hipposideridae
Gene: HOMER1
Product: homer scaffold protein 1
Exons: 9
Coding region: 1120-2121 (333 amino acids)
Biological process (GO): G protein-coupled glutamate receptor signaling pathway
Molecular function (GO): G protein-coupled glutamate receptor binding
Source: RefSeq, a predicted model, not a curated record